GUUUGAUGUGUUGCGGGUUUGACUCCUCGUGCGUGGCUCGGCGGUGUGUGUGAUGGAGGCGGAGUCUGUCGCGAGCCCAGCCCGCAUCUGGCCCGCUCCCGGGGCCAAACCCCCGCCCAGCUCCUCUCACUCACUCUCCGCUGUCCUCCCGCACGGCUCGGCUCGGCUCGGCUCGGACACACACACACACACACACACAGAGCAGCUCGGACACGGAAUGGAGACGGAAGGGAGCCAGAGCAGCCUGUCCACCGUGGACUCCCCUCACGACCCCUGUAAAAUGUUCAUAGGUGGACUCAGCUGGCAGACAACACAAGACGGUCUGAAGGAGUACUUCUGUAAGUACGGCGAGGUGAAGGAGUGUAUGGUGAUGCGAGAUCCGGUUACUAAGCGCUCGAGAGGGUUUGGAUUCGUCACCUUUGUGGAUCAGGCCGGCGUGGAUAAAGUUCUGGCUCAAACGAGGCACGAGCUGGACUCCAAAACAAUCGACCCAAAGGUGGCGUUCCCUCGCCGAGCUCAGCCCAAGUUGGUGACUCGGACUAAGAAGAUCUUUGUGGGCGGCCUGUCGGUGAACACGACCAUCGAGGACGUGAAGCAGUACUUCGACCAGUUCGGGAAGGUCGACGACGCCAUGCUCAUGUUCGACAAGACCACCAACAGACACCGAGGGUUCGGCUUCGUGACGUUCGAGAACGAGGACGUGGUGGAGAAGGUUUGCGAGAUCCACUUCCACGAGAUCAACAACAAAAUGGUGGAGUGUAAGAAAGCUCAACCCAAGGAGGUGAUGUCCCCCACGGGCUCAGCCAGGGGGCGCUCUCGCGUGAUGCCCUACGGAAUGGACGCCUUCAUGCUGGGCAUCGGCAUGCUGGGUUAUCCGGGCUUCCAGACCGCCACCUACACCAGUCGGAGCUACGCCGGCAUCACUCCUGGAUACACCUACCAGUUUCCUGAGUUCCACUUAGAGAGGACCCCCCUUCUGACUUCACCCCACCCCCCUGAGCUCACAGCGAUUCCUCUCACAGCGUAUGGACCAAUGGCGGCAGCGGCGGCGGCAGCAGCAGUAGUUAGAGGCUCCACCCCGUCUCGCUCAGCUGGAUUCUUAGGUACGAGCAGCCCGGGCCCGAUGGCGGACCUUUAUGGGACAGCCAGCCAGGAGUCUGCUGUCAACAGUUACCUUAGCGCUGCAAGCCCGGCACCGAGCACCGGAUUCAGCCACAGUCUGGGGGGCCCGUUGAUCGCCACGGCGUUCACUAACGGCUACCACUGAGAGCUGCAGAGCUGCAGACUGAGAGCUGGAAGGAGUUGAAGCUGCUUUGGAGCUGAUCUGGCCUGUCUCGGUCCAAACCGGCCCACCUCACCUCUCUCCGGCCUCAAGAGGGGAGGAAACCUCCACCCCUCCACCACCACCACCACCACCACCCGGUGUCAGCCUGAACCCAGCCGACUCUACUGACGCCUCACUAAACCUCCUGAGAAGAAGAAGUUUGUAAGACGAGUGAGAAGUUUAUCACUACAUGUACUAGCGACACAUACAGAUGCUGUAUUUUAGUGUUUUUGGUUUUUAUGUUUCUUUUUGUGACGGCUGCGUCGUUUCUGUUUCUGUUUUAUCGGGUUAUUUGACCUCCGACGACGUUUGGAGCUGUGAUUUGUACUGGAAAAACUGUAUAUUUGUCAGUAGUUCAUACUGAAUUUUAACAAAACAUUUGUGAUUAAUACUAUUUCUUGAAAAUGUGUCACAAAGUGUAUAUCUUGGUAGGUUUUUAACAAAGACUUGUUACACUAAUAAUGGUCGUUAGUCACAGUUAGGCCGACAUGAGCUGUACAAUUCUGUAAGAUAUUGUAAAUAUGACUGUUUCUUUGGGGAGUGAAGGUACGAUUGGAAAGUUUCACACGAGGGAGGGUCGAGAACAUUUGGCUGUGUUUGACGUCGCGGUUCUGCGACGGCGUUUAAGAAGCUGCUUCAGAGUCGAAACACUUCGAGUCUCUGCGGAGGGACGAAGAAACGCGCUGUUUUCUUACUUUGUCGUUUUGUUGUUUUAACUGUGAUUUUUUUCGAUAUGUGAUGAUUGUUUGUUUGUGAGGCGAAAUGAAGGAGCGGCGUGCAGGAGAGCUCGUGCACGGGUAAAGCAACGGUGUGGAUUUAGAUCAGAAACUAAAACAUCAACGAGGUCAACAACACAAGACAUGGCAGCCAGCUAAUAUUACUGACUAGUACAAGGCUACUUAGCUUCCGUCAGCGUCCUCUUCACUCUAUUCUCCUCUGCCAUUAUGUCUGUAGAUGUUCUCCUCUGCCAUUAUGUCUGUAGAGGCUGCUGAGCCCGCUCGUCCGAGCAGAGGAGAACAGAGUGAAGAGGACGUAAGCAUAGACAUGGAGUCCAAAGCUAACGUUACAUAACAUCAUAACAUAUCAAAGUCCUGUCUAACGUCAGCGAAUUCAUCCAGACUCCUGGUUUUCCUGCUGACAUUACAGUAAAACACCAUGAGUGUUAUUUAAAGGUUACAUUGCUCACCCAGCUCCGGUUCUGGCACGACACUGCUGCACCGAAAGCACCAAAACUCUGCUAACCGAGCUAACAGCAGCUACAGUUUACUUAAGUCAGCGUAGCAUCAACGUGAUGGACACAAUGUUGCUUUACCUGUGUUCAGACUCUGCCGGUUGUGUUGCUGUUUGCGUGUCAUGUGGUUUUAUUCACAUUGGUUUCCAAUGUGCCAUGUGCUGUUUUAUUUUCGGGGUCGGGGUUGGGGUUGGGGGCGGUACCUCAGUUGCAAAUGUGAAAUUUUAAUCUGAUUUUUUUGUUGUUGUUGUUGUUACAUUAACAUCUAUGUCAACGCGUGGAUGGUUGAACCUUUUAGAAAGGUGGCUGUUCCAACAGGAAACUCCAUCACUGCGUAUCCACUGGAGGUCACAGACUGUAGCAACGUGACCGCGAUCUCUUUUUUAGACCAAAACAAUGUUCAGAGCUACGAGGACGCUGCACUGGCUGAUCACGGUAACUAGUUCAUUUCCUGCGAAUGUUAGCUGAAGAACAAAAAGCACUCGAUCCACGCCGGGUUUUACACUUUGAUACGCUCGCUCACGUCGCUGCGAGCCCAUGCCGUAGUUUCAAACUUUGAUGCUGUUUUCACUGAAGAAUAACAAUCUUGUCAACACUGUAACAUUUUCUGAUUUUCUUUUUCCUGUCAUGUUUUAUUCCUUUGAAAAAAAAAAAAAAACUUUUUA
Larimichthys crocea (large yellow croaker) is the source of this 3220-nucleotide messenger RNA. RefSeq names its product musashi RNA binding protein 1b (gene msi1b). The transcript has 15 exons. The coding region runs from base 53 to 1267 and encodes 404 amino acids. Gene Ontology annotation, biological process: central nervous system development; regulation of translation. NCBI's taxonomy places the organism in Eukaryota, Metazoa, Chordata, Actinopteri, Sciaenidae. The record is from RefSeq and is a predicted model, not a curated record. Gene Ontology annotation, cellular component: cytoplasm. Gene Ontology annotation, molecular function: mRNA binding.